This is a messenger RNA of Acanthosepion pharaonis, 570 nucleotides long. The record is from the annotation of a GenBank genome assembly. Lineage: Eukaryota; Metazoa; Mollusca; Cephalopoda; Sepiida; Sepiidae.
AUGUUGACAGAAAUUGUCAAUUUCCUUAGAGACACUUUUCGUUUAGGAGGACACCUGACUGAACUCUCUCUAUCCUAUGAUUCAUUGCAACAUUUCAUCCACAAUCAUAAUUUGUCUCUUUUUCGUUGUCUUGAAAAUUCUAAUUUCUUUGCACUCUCACUCUUUAAGCCUCUCCAUUUCUUUGUCCUCUCACUUUCUAUCAAUUCCUCCCCUUUCUUUCCACUCUUUCCAUUUUCUUUGCCUCUCUCACCUCUCUUGUUGAAGUUGUCCUAUCUCUUUUCCUCCCUUGGCUCAUUUGCCGAAGUCGUCACCCCUCUUUGCCCCCCUGGCUCCUAUCGCUCAAGUCGCCCACCUCUUUGCCCCCCCUCCCUAUCGCUCGUCGCCCCCCUCUUGCCCCCCCUUCUAUCUAUCGCUGAAGUCGUCCCCCUCUUUGCCCCCUCCCGGCUCCUAUCGCUGAAGUCUCGUUCCCUCUCUUUGACCCCCCCCCUCCGGCUCCUAUCACCGAAGUCGUUCCCUCUCUUUGACCCCCUCCUCCCGGCUCCUAUCGCCAAAGUCGUCCCCUCUCUUUGA